AUGGAGAAGCUGGCGGCGGGGCUGGCCCGGCUCCGCUGGAGCCCCGCGGCGCUGCCCCUCGACGCCAUCGUCAGCCAGUGCCGCCUGCCCACCCUCGUCUGCCUCGGGCAGGGCUGCCCCCACUGCCCCAGCACCACCCCACUGUCCAGGGUGACACUCUGCAGCUGCUGGCAGCGGGACCGGGAGCCACCGUGUCCCCUCGCCACCCUCCCUGGGACACGACCAGGCUGUGACCCGCAGCCCGGGCUGAGUGGGCCCUGUCCCCCCGCAGGUGAGCGCGUGGAGGGGGUGACAGCCCAGGACGUGCUGCUGGUCCACUCGUGCCGCCAGUGGACAACGGUGACAGCCCACAGCCUGGAGGAGGGACACUACGUCAUCGGGCCCAAAAUCGACAUCCCGCUCCAGUACCCAGGGAAAUUCAAGCUGCUGGACCAGGACCGGGACCUCCGUGAGCCCGUGCAGUAUUUCAACAGCGUGGAGGAGGUGGCCAGCACCUUCCCAGACCGCAUCUUCGUCAUGGAGGCCAUCACCUUCAGCGUGAAGGUGGUGUCGGGGGAGUUCAGCGAGGACAGCGAGGUUUACAACUUCACGCUGAACGCGGGGGACGAGCUGACGCUGAUGGGACAAGCGGAGAUCCUGUGCGCCAAGACGGUGAAGGAGAAGUCGCGCUUCAACACCCUGCUGCGCAAACUGGGCAAGGCGGCCCCGGCGGCGGGGGCGCGGCAGGUGAAGGGCAAGAUGCCGUGCCUGAUCUGCAUGAACCACCGCACCAACGAGAGCCUGAGCCUGCCCUUCCAGUGCAAGGGCCGCUUCAGCACGCGCAGCCCGCUGGAGCUGCGGCUGCAGGAGGGCGAGCACACCAUCCGCAGCAUCAUCGAGAAGGUUCGGCUGCCCGUCAACGUGGCCGUGCCCAGCCGGCCCGCCCGCAACCCCUACGACCUGCACGCCAUCCGCGAGGGCCACUGCUACAAGCUGGUCAGCAUCAUCUCCAAGACGGUGGUGCUGUGCUGCAUCCUGCGCCGCGAGGAGCUGGUGCCCUUCCAUUUCCUGCUGCUGACCGACAUGCCGCGCUUCCAGCUGCCCGAGGGGCUGCUGGCCGGGGACCCGCAGCUGGAGAAGCUGCUGCGGGACAGCGCCGCGUAUUGCCACGACCGCUUCAACCCCGACGAGUACUCGCGGGCGGUGCGCGAAGCCAAGCCGGACUUGCUGGAGGAGUGUGCGAGCCCGCGGCGCCUGCGGCUCUGCCUGCCCGCCUGCGCCCGCGACGAGCUCAGCCAGCCCCUGCAGCGCCUCUCGCUCUGUGCCUGCGGCUCCGGGGGUCCCCGGGAGCCCCCCGCCCGCUGCCAGCCACCGCGGGGGCUCGGCGGGGGCACCCCGCGCCCGCCGCUGCCCGACUUCCCCGACCCCGAGCGCGAGUACAUGACGCCCGACUGGGCCGAGCCCGAGUUCAGGACUCAGGAGCCGCUGGAGAUUCCCUACGAGGAGCUGUGGAGCAAUCCCAGCCCGGAGAGCUGCUGCGAGCUGGGCAGCGGCGGCGGCCGGCCGGACCUCGUGUCCUUCGGGGCUGUCACCCCGCGGGGCUCCCCGCACCGCCCCGGGGACGAGCCCCGCGGGGACACCCCGCCCCCGGUGCCACCCAAAUCGGAGGCGGUGAAGGAGGAGUGCCGGCUGCUGAACGCGCCCCCGGUGCCGCCCCGGGGCGGCCGCCCCCCGGCCCCCUGCAGCCCCCCGGCCCCCCUGCACUGCCCGAAGCUGGCACCCGCGCCCUCGCCCAGCCCCAGCCUCUCCUACUACUCCUCGGGGCUCCACGACGGCUCGGCCCCGCGGAGCGGCAGCGGCUCGCCCUCUCCCGACGCCUACUCGCUGUACUGCUACCCCUGCACCUGGGCCGACUGCAAGGCUGCCGAGCCCCCCGGGCGGCCGCUGCCCCCCGCCCAGCCCGCGCCCAGCUCCUGGUCCGACCCCUGGCCGUUCGCCGAGCCGGGCGCCGGGCCGGGCAGCGGCUGCUCCACGCCGCUGCUGGGGGCCGAGCCCCCCCUGAAACCCUUCCGCAGCUGCCCCCGCAUCAAGGCCCCGCACCCCCAAAAGCGCUUCGCUCCCUUCGGGGCGCUCAACCCCUUCGCCGGCCCCGCCGAGUGGCCGGAGAGUCCCGAGUGGUCCAAGGCGCCUUCGGCCCCGGCCGCUCCUUCCUCCUCCUCCUCGCCGGAGCCCUUCGCCCCCGCCGAGGAGCCGGCGGCUCCCCCUCGGCCCCCCAAGGGCUUGGACGGGGACGGCAUCGUCAUCCGUGGGGCGGCCCCGCUGUCCCCCGCCGUCCUGCGCGGGGCCGAGGGUGUGACCCGGCUGUACCUGGCCCAGGGGGUCAUCGAGGUGCCGCCGGCGGCGCGGGGCGAUGGGGGAGCCCCUCCGGCCGCGGCCCGGCCCGGCGGGGACAGCCCGGCCUGGCUGCCCCCCGCCGAUCUGUCGGCGCUGUCGCUGGAGGAGGUGUCCAAGUGCCUGCGCUUCAUCGGCCUCUCCGAGGACGUCGUGAGCUUCUUCGCCCGCGAGCGCAUCGACGGCAGCAUCUUCGUGCAGCUCAGCGAGGAGAUCCUGGCCGACGAUUUCCGCCUCACCAAGCUCCAGGUGAAGAAGAUCAUGCAGUUCAUCAAGGGCUGGCGCCCCAAGAUCUAGUACCACGCUGGGAGGGGACCCCAAAUCACCUGGAUUAGGGCUCUGGGUGGCCCCACUCCCGUCCCUCUCUGAUGCUGCAGGUUCUCCUCGCCCCUUGCCCAGCCCUCCCCUCUUUCCCCGUUUUAACACUGGACAGUAAUUUUGGCCCCUACGGGCUGGAAAACACUGGAUUUUGCGUCGGCUGGUUUAACUUAAUCCUUGUGGAUUAGCAUAAUAAAUGUAUGGGAGAGUAAUGAGCCCCCAGAGAAGGCCUUUGCUCAGGGAGGAGGGGAAGGGGGGAGGAUGGAUGCUCUGAGGGAUCUCUCCCCUCCUUGCAGACCCUUCCCAUCUCCUGAGACAGGAUUCAUGUCCCCCUCCACGGGCAGAUGCUGCUGUCAGAGCUGCUCCUUGGGGGCCUGCAAGGAAGGCCCCUCAACCUGAGGGAUCCCAGCCCUGCUCCCAGAGCAGGGGCAGGUUCUGGGAAUGCUGAACUCCCCAGGAGGGCUGAAGGUCGUUACCAGCCCUGUGCCUCACCCAGCACUCAGCAGAGGCAGAUGAGAUUAUGUCUAGGCCCGGUUUUGGUCUGGGAGGUUUGAAGGACAGGGAGAGGUGACAGGAAGAGCAACAGCAUUCAGCUCCUGGCCCAAGGCCUGCCAGGGAGCAGGAAAAUGGCUGGAAGCUGGAAAGGAAGCCAGGGAGGGGGGGCAGACCAGUGACAGGCGCCUGGAGAUUUAAAGCCUUUUAGUUUAACUUGAUCUCUCCCCACGGGGGGCCCUUCUGGCCCUUGGCUGCUCCAUCUGCAAUUACAGGCGGGUCCAUCUGCCAGGAUCACCCUGCAGCAGAGCGAGCUGCAGGCUCCUCACAGCCCCCGAGUGAUGGCAGAGGUGACAGUGCUCUGUCCUGCACUGCUGCCAUCCUGCCCUCCA
Messenger RNA from Oenanthe melanoleuca, 3572 nucleotides. RefSeq names its product GRB2 associated regulator of MAPK1 subtype 2 (gene GAREM2). The record is from RefSeq and is a predicted model, not a curated record. Lineage: Eukaryota; Metazoa; Chordata; Aves; Passeriformes; Muscicapidae. The transcript is spliced from 7 exons. Bases 1 to 2667 code for a protein of 888 amino acids.